Messenger RNA from Phycomyces blakesleeanus NRRL 1555(-), 312 nucleotides. RefSeq lists its product as hypothetical. The record is from RefSeq and is a predicted model, not a curated record. NCBI's taxonomy places the organism in Eukaryota, Fungi, Mucoromycota, Mucoromycetes, Mucorales, Phycomycetaceae. The transcript is spliced from 3 exons. The coding region runs from base 1 to 312 and encodes 103 amino acids.
AUGUACAAGAGCGCACGUACAGUUCAGAAAGUACAAAUUUGCAGUACAGUCACAUUCGCGUUCGCAUUCACAUUCACAUUCGCAUCUGCACACUGCACACUGCAUACUGCUGUAAAGAUAGUAUUGGCCUGUUUAAGCAAAUUUGUAUGGCCCAAACUUUGUGAGGACACGUGGAAAUAUGGUUUUAUUGAAAGCCACGUUUGGUUGAAAUGUACUACAAAAAAAAGAAUAUUUUCUCAAGUAUUCUCUUAUUCUAUUGAUAGUGCCAACUCUACUAAGAUAUCAACUAUUAGUCAGCACAUCUUUCAAUGA